CCAUAAAAUUAAUUUUAUAAAUACCUGUAAAUCGUUUAUUAUCAAGUAAUAUUUAUUUAUUGUCACGUAAUAUUUGUUUAUUAUCAAGUAAUAUUUGUAUGCAUCUGGAAACCGUGAUUUCUAAGUAUACAUCUACCAUGCUGAAGAUCAAGUAUACAAUUUUAACUAACAUCGCAGAAUUCCAGCUAGUAACAGGUUCAAUCUCUCAAUGUUGUUCCUGUCUAGUUCUGGAGUUUCAAUAAUGCGAUGGAAUUCUCUCAGCUGUCUACAAAAUCUGAUCAGAUAACAGCUCAUUUGUAUGAUAUAUUGUCAUGGAUAUGUAAUAGGCCCCAAACUGCUAACACUAAUGCAAAUGUCCAAUUUUCAUUGCCAUUUUGUGUGGUGUCAAAUUGAUUGGACUUUGGGCUCAUUGGUGGAAGUGGUGUGGCCAUACAACGCGCUUAUAUUUUAACAGAUACUUUACACGCAAUGGAAACCAACACGGAAGAAACAACUAUGGAAGUUGAAAGCAAUACUAAAGCAGAAAAUAAUAAACAUACUCAAAAUUGGAAUACUUUGGAUUGGCAAGCGAAUCCUAAUUUACAAGACAAGAAAAAGUGGGAGACUAUACGUAUUAAAUCUGAAUUAGAUAUUAAAAUAUCACCUAGUCGCACUGGUACACCCGACGACAACCAUUCCAGUGAUAUGAUGGAUGAAGAAAAUUCAUGUGACGAUAAUAAAGACCCUUUAAAAAAUGUUUUACACAAUGGUUCAUAUCAGGGAACUUCAAAAUACAAUGUAGGUGCAAAUGCCACUUCGGAUGAUUUACGACAAUUUGACGUGCUGGAUGACUUGGAUCGCCAUCCGGAACAGAAUGAAGAUUCCGAAGGAGAUUCAAAUUCAGAUGAGAGUAUGGACUCGGAUGUGCCAGAUGAAGAAAUUGAAGCGAUGCUAGAAGAAGGUCUACCGGAGCAGUUUAAAGGAAAGAGAAAAGACAAAAAGGAUUACUUACCUUAUGAAGAAAAGGAGAAACUUGUUUUAGACGAGAUUGGGCACAAUCAUUUUGAUGUUCUUCCUGAGGGCUGGGUACAAGUGACACACAAUAGUGGAAUGCCGUUAUAUCUUCAUAAACAAAGCAGAGUUUGUACAUUAGCAAAGCCGUAUUUCCUUGGACCAGGAAGCGUUAGAAAACACGAAGUUCCUGUAAGUGCCAUACCUUGCCUGCAGUACAAAAGAGCAUUAAGAGAAGAGGAAGAGGAGCGAAAGAAAGAGAUGGAACGUCCAGUGAACACUGAAGCUUGUAAUCUUCCUAGUGCAAAAAUUGAAACUAUACAAGAGAAUCGCGCAGCACAGUCGUUAGAUAGCGGACAAUUAAGAAACUAUUGUCAGUCUUUAUUUCGUUUCAAAGCUAUUAAAGUAAUGAGAUUUCAAUCCUGGUCAGCGCGUCGGAAGUAUACGAAAAAUAAAAAGCAUCGUAAACAGGUUGAGCGUCCAACUCUACCAGACGGCACAAAAUUAAUAACUUUCCCUGUUGGUAGUUCUGGUGCAAGUGGCAGCGGAAGUACCGCCGGAGAUGAUAAUGGACAGAGACCUGCAAAACACUGGAUAAUGAAUCCGUCGGGCAAAAGUUAUGUUUGCAUUCUUCAUGAAUAUGUGCAGCACGCGCUGAAGAAACAGCCAACGUAUAAAUUUAAAGAACUAGAAAACGCAGCGACGCCGUAUUCCGCGGUAGUUUGUAUCAACGAUAUGGAAUAUGGAAGCGGAUUUGGCAGGAGUAAGAAGCAAGCAAAGGCCAAUGCAGCCCGAAAAACCCUCGAAAUUUUAAUUCCACAAAUGAAAGAUAAGAUUUCCGGUGACAACAGCGGAGAUAACAGUUCGAAUAAUGCCAGUCGUACGAUAAAAGCAUCCAGAGGGAAUUCCGAUGCGGAUCUUUCGUUCUUCGAUGAAAUAUCCAUCACGGAUCCGCGUGUUGCAGAAUUCUGUGCAAAAACUACAGAGCCUUCUCCACACGCUAUCUUAAUAACUUGUCUUCAAAGAAAUUAUGGUUUAGGAGACAUGCAUAUUAAUUAUUCGGUAAAUACACUGAAGCAUCAACGAAAUGAAUUUACAAUGAGAGUUGGAAAACAUGAAGCUACUGUUGUUUGUCGUAAUAAAAAAGACGGUAAGCAACGAGCAGCACAAGCAAUACUACAACUCAUACAUCCACAUAUACAGUCUUGGGGUUCCUUGCUGCGCCUUUAUGGAUCUCGUAGUGUCAAAUCGUUUAAGGAAAAGAAACAAUUGGAACAAGAGAUUACCCUUUUGCAAGGGAAAGCCGCUGUUAAUCAGCCGAACCAUGCUAUUCUAGGUAAGCUUAGGGAAGAGAUGGGUAAAUUAUCUGAACAACGUCAAGCAAUACAACCUAUUGGUAAGUUUGUUCCACCAGAUUUACCAACAGGAUCCGCAGCUAAUUUGAAUAAUGUAGAUUUAUAAAGAACUAGUCCGAUAGACGAUUAUGUUAAAUUAUGCAAAACUUGAUUCUCUCUAAAAAUUCAACACAUAUAUUGUGUUUUAGAAAUUAUAUCUUCGAUUAUACAGUUGUAGGCAAACAAUUUUAUGAUUUUUUUAUAAGUGUUUUAAUACACUAUAUUAUGGUAAUUCUUAGACUAUAUUAUUAAGUAUAUUUUUAAAGUGACAAUUUACUUUUUUAGUUUCAAGAG
Molecule: messenger RNA, 2678 nt
Organism: Linepithema humile (Argentine ant)
Lineage: Eukaryota; Metazoa; Arthropoda; Insecta; Hymenoptera; Formicidae
Gene: pasha
Product: partner of drosha
Biological process (GO): primary miRNA processing
Cellular component (GO): microprocessor complex
Molecular function (GO): heme binding; primary miRNA binding; double-stranded RNA binding
Source: RefSeq, a predicted model, not a curated record